GUGGAAGAUUUCUCAGAAAAUGUUGGUCAUAUUUGGUUUUCUGUUGAUGAUCGCAGUGGGCUGUUGUAUAAACGAUCAGAACUUUGAGAUAAAAUCUGUUGUUCCUCAACAAAAUGUGACUUUGACGUGUCCUCGUACAUUUACUUACAAAGAAAACAUGUAUUGGAUCAGAAUCAUUUCUGGUCACCAUCCUGAAUUCUUGGGAAAAACAAUUGGCUUUGAUUCAAGUGAAGUUCAUCAAACUUCUCGUUUUACAACCAAACAAGGACCUGGAACUUUUGUUCUGCACAUUAAUCAAACUCAGAUGACUGACACUGGACUUUACUACUGCAUCCAGACCAGCUGGACCAACUUGACAUUUUUGAGAGGAGUGUUUCUCAAAGUUCAAGGAUCCCAAUCUUCCAUCUCAUGUGGAGAGCUCAUGUAUGGAAAUGGAGCAAAACUGGACAUUAAAGAUUGGAAUCACACAGAAAUAGCUCUUUGUAUUGUCUGUGUUGCUUUGGCUGCAAGUGUGGCUGUUUCAGUCUGUCUCGUUUGGAUUAACAAGAAGAAGAAUUGCAACAAUGAUGGUGAACCAGACAGAAGUAAUCAGCAGAGGGAUGAAGCUUCUUUGGCCUAUUCUGCACCAACCUUCAGCAGGAAAAAAGUUACCAACUCAGGGAUUUAUUCUGCUGUUGUUUUCACGAUGAUGAAGACCAGCAGUGGUGGAAGAGGAGAUGUCAGCAUGUCUGAGAGAGAGAGGAUCUAUGCUGCUGUCCAGGCUCUUGGUUUGGAUUAGAAAGUCAAUGUCUGACAUUGCUUGGUGGAGUCUUUAUUAGAUUGUAUACUGUGGGGCAGAUUAAUAAUUAACAAGUUAGCCCUUUUGUGUUUGUGUGAAUGUGUUAUGCAGUGUUAUUGUUAUGCUUUGUUAUUGUUCAUCUUUGUUAUUGUUCAGUGCAUGUUGCGUGAGCGCACACGUUUAGAUGUAACCCGGUUGUGACGUGAUUGUGCAGUCUGUUUUUGUUUGUUGAAUGGUGCUCACGCCUCACGGUUCCCUGCAUGGACGGGCUGACGUGCCGUUCUGUGCCUGAGCCAGAGACCACAACCCAACCAGUCCACGGACGCUGUUUGGAAAAGGCUGUUAUGUCCUCUGUUUCGACUGAAGUAGAUAAAAGUUCAGAAAAGACGAUCCCUUGUUGUGCUCAGUGCUUCACGCACACGCACUGCCAGAAAAAGCCAGAACACACCUGAGAAUCAACAGUGCAACAACAUUUGUCAACUAUCUCAAUUUUACAUCCUGCUCCGUCAUUUGAAACCAGUUACA
Molecule: messenger RNA, 1303 nt
Organism: Salarias fasciatus (jewelled blenny)
Lineage: Eukaryota; Metazoa; Chordata; Actinopteri; Blenniiformes; Blenniidae
Exons: 6
Coding region: 20-778 (252 amino acids)
Biological process (GO): response to bacterium
Source: RefSeq, a predicted model, not a curated record